Molecule: messenger RNA, 2368 nt
Organism: Trichomycterus rosablanca
Lineage: Eukaryota; Metazoa; Chordata; Actinopteri; Siluriformes; Trichomycteridae
Gene: baxa
Product: BCL2 associated X, apoptosis regulator a
Exons: 6
Coding region: 31-606 (191 amino acids)
Biological process (GO): mitochondrial fusion; intrinsic apoptotic signaling pathway in response to DNA damage; release of cytochrome c from mitochondria
Cellular component (GO): mitochondrial outer membrane
Molecular function (GO): protein homodimerization activity; channel activity; protein heterodimerization activity
Source: RefSeq, a predicted model, not a curated record
GUAAGAUUGAGAUAAUUUUAGCACGCUAACAUGGCAGCGUCGUCGGGAGACGGAGAUUGUGGCUCAAUGAAUGACCAUAUUCUAGAAGUGGGAGCUGAGCUACUUAAAGACUUCAUCUACGAGCGGGUUCGGAGGCAUGGUGACAGCAACACCGUUUUAUCGAGGAGCGACCUGGAUGGAAAAGAGCUCGACCCAAGCCAUAAGAAACUCGCUCUGUGUCUGCAGCAGAUUGGAGACGAGCUGGACAACAAUGUAGAACUGCAGAGUAUGAUAAACAGCUCAUCACUGCAGCCCACCAAAGAUAUGUUUGUGAAAGUGGCUCUGGAGAUUUUCUCAGACGGGAAGUUUAACUGGGGAAGAGUGGUGGCGCUUUUCUACUUUGCGUGUCGGCUCGUCAUCAAGGCUGUUCUGACAAAAAUUCCAGACAUCAUCAAAACCAUCAUCAGCUGGACUCUAGACUACCUCCGGGAACACGUCGUUAACUGGAUCAGGGAACAGGGAGGAUGGGAGGGCAUCUGCUCAUACUUCGGCCCCCCGACCUGGCAGACGGUUGGCGUCUUUCUGGCUGGAAUUCUUACCGCCGUGCUGGUCAUACGCAAGAUGUGAAGAGUUUACCCAAACGCGAGAGCGAGGAAGAGACGAGGAAGAGAGGUCGGCAGAGAGCGGGAUGGACGGAGCUUAUAAAGUGAAGGCGAGGUGCAGCGAGAGGCAGCGAGGGGCGGAGACCGACGAUGAGCGAGAGAUUUGAUCAAGAUCGGACGCUGAACAGAGAGCCAUAACAAUUCAUCACUAUGCUACGUGACUGUUGAGCCUCUUCUCUUUUCUCGUCAAUAUAUUUAGUAACGUGCACUAUAAGGAGGGUGGGAGAGGUGGAGCGAGGGGCGUGAGAGGGGCGUGAGAGGGAAAGCAGGGCGCCUUAUUUAAACGUAUUUAUUUUCACGCCUUUCUUUCUAUAAUGUUUAUGUUAGAUUUGCAUGCCUACUUGAAUGGCGGUCCACCUGACGUGGAUUCAUGAAGAUGCACAUAGGAGUCGCACACACUCAGAGGUGAAUCAUUUACCUGUGAAGGGUUUGGAAGUGCUUUAAAGGCGUGCCGUUAAUAUUUUACCUCAGACGUUUAUAUAAAUAUAUAUACACUGUAUGGACAAAUGUAUUUGGAGACCUGACUUUGAGCUUGUUGGACAUCCCAUGGUAUUGUAAUAGUGACCUUUAUCACAGCUAUAACAGCUGACUCUAUUCUGAGAAGGCUGUCUGUGGGAAUUUGUGCCCAUUUAGUCCAAAAAGCAUUUGUAUGGCUGCACAGUUGAUGUUCCAGUUAAUUCCAAAGCUGUUCAGUUUAGGGAAGGUCAGGGCUCAGUUCAGCUUUUCUUCAUGUCUUUAUAGACUUUGUUUUGUGCAUAAUGCUGGAACAGUAAAAGGGCCUUCCCCAAAUUUGGAAGCAUGUAAUGUCCUUUGUUAUUUAUUUAUUACACCUUUUAGCAGCUGCUGUGGCUGAAACAAAUGGAUUUAAUACUUAAAAUGGGUGUCCUAAUACUUUUAUCCAUAUACUGUACAUAUCUAGAGUAGGGAUUGGUAGGCUCUGAAGGUACUCCACCGUCUCCCUCGGUCUUUCUCUCUUCUUCUUCCGUGCACCGACCGUAUCCUCCCUUCUAUCUCAUCAUUCACAUCCACUUGGGUGGGUGAACACCAUCGCGACUUUAGUGUUAAAGUUAAACCCAGAGCCACUGCGGGAGUUUGCAGCUUUUGGCUGAGAACAAGAGAAAGUCUACGGAACUAUAAACUCAGGCAGGGAUCCUCCAUUUAAUCCUGGAGUCCUAGGUCUGCUACACCAGCUGUAUUUACCUGUCGUGGGUGCGACGGGAGCCCAGACUGAGUGACAAUCAACUUUAUUCGGUUCAGUUUUUGUUAUGACGAACCGUACGUAUAGUUCCUGCUCGAAUGUGAACGUUCCAGUUUGCUGCAAGCUCCUCUGACGUGGCGAGAAAUGACUGUCUCGUUUUAAACACACACACUUGCACUCAUGUUUAUAGACUGAUAUUGACCUGGUCUUCACAGUACUGUAUUUUACAUUGGUUAAUGAAAACCACAACUCAUACUUGCAAUCACUCUUUUACAGACUUUUCGUUUUAUUUUUGAUCGUUUCUAUAAAUAUUCGGGUCGUUCGGGAGUCGUUUUUUUAUGAUUCUUUCUUAUGUUAACAGUGCCUUGGUCUUUCUACUAUGAAAUGGCUUUGAUAAGAUCAUUAUUGUGUAAUUGGAUGCAUUUAAUUAACUACGUCGGCGCUUCAGAUCCGUUUUCUGUUUGUAAGCCCAUUUGUUUUUGUAAGUUGUCAUAAGAAAUAAUAAAAUGUUUUUAUGGAUUUCACAUAA